This is a messenger RNA of Vombatus ursinus (common wombat), 1131 nucleotides long. RefSeq names its product equatorin (gene EQTN). Lineage: Eukaryota; Metazoa; Chordata; Mammalia; Diprotodontia; Vombatidae. The record is from RefSeq and is a predicted model, not a curated record. Gene Ontology annotation, biological process: fusion of sperm to egg plasma membrane involved in single fertilization; acrosomal vesicle exocytosis; endocytosis. The transcript has 10 exons. Gene Ontology annotation, cellular component: plasma membrane.
AUGAAUUUCUUUUUGAUCAUUUUUUUAUUUGGACUUUCUCCCCCAGGGAUUAGCAAAAAGUUCAGCAGUUCAAUAGGUCUCCCUGAAACUAUUAUUUUAUCAAGACACAAUGAAGACAUUAACAAAAGCACUGAAGGUGAUAAUAGUGAUAUUAAUGAUAGUGCAAACUUUGAUGUUACUGAGGAAUAUGACAUAGCUCCACUACAAUUGACAGUUGAAAAAACUUUCAAUUUUUCUGCUGAAAGCUAUGGAAUAUUAAGAGACAGUAUGCAUAACCUUCAAGACUACCUUAAAAACCAUUCAAGGGAAAUACCUGAAGAAGAAACAAAGCGCCCUGAAGUAUAUGACUAUAAUGAUUUGGGACCAAAAGAACUCCCUGACCUCACAUAUCUAGAUAUACUUACUGAAGAAGAAAAAAAUCGUGAUCCUGAAAUGGGCCAAUACAGGAGCCAGUUAAUUGAUGUAUUAGAGGAACUGCCCAAGCAACCAAAAAAUAAGAAAAUGGAAAUGGAUGAGAAAGCAGUUAUUAAUGAAAAUCAAUCGACAAUUGCAAUCCCUGACAUCCCUCAUGAGACUGUUAGCCAAUCUCUUCAAAGAGAAGAAGUAAAGCUAAAAAUAAUGCUGAUUAUAUCAUUGUUGACACUCAUCAUUUUCUUAAUCUUCAUGUGUAUUUGUUGUUUCAUUUUCUCCCGAGUGCGAGUGCAGAAGAAAAGGGUCUUUGGCAUCAGAGAAAAGAAGUGACUAUGGAGAAGAGCAGACUGGGAAACUGGUCCUAAAAAAAAACCAGUUAAAAAAAAUCUUGCCAUCAGACCUGAACUGGCAACCAUGUCUUAUUUUCAACCAGCAGAAGGUGUAUCAGAAACUUCCUUUUCUAAAAGUACACCUAGUAGCACAGUGUGGGGGCCCGGAUCUCCAGACUUUAAAAAAGGAAUGAACGUGCCAGAAGCAACAGCAUCAGUAUUAUUUCUACAUAAAAUUGAUGCACAGUGCAUGAAGUCAGAGACCUGCAAUGAACUACCCAGUAAGGAACUUGAGCUUAGCAGUACUGAGCUACACAGUAUGGAAAAGUCCAGUGAUGAAAUGCCCAGUCAGGAGUUGCCCAGUAAAGAGGCUGAAAAUAGUGGAAAAUAG